Messenger RNA from Actinia tenebrosa (Australian red waratah sea anemone), 985 nucleotides. RefSeq lists its product as uncharacterized. The record is from RefSeq and is a predicted model, not a curated record. Lineage: Eukaryota; Metazoa; Cnidaria; Anthozoa; Actiniaria; Actiniidae. Gene Ontology annotation, molecular function: zinc ion binding.
AGAAGUGUUUUUUUAUCGUUGGCGAUAAUUUUUAUCAUAAAGAUUGGCCGCAAAAGAGAGUUUUUUGUCUUUAUUCUGGUCGCCGUGGACAGAAGACGCGUGUGCAAAUGGCGGAAUUCUCAGGUAUGUUUAUGACUCAUUCAAACCCCGAUUUAACAUCAAAAUUUCUCUUCAAUUGUCAAGAUUCUUUUGAAAUGAAUGUAGAUAUACCUACAGAUCCUCUUAUACUAAUAAAAACUCAUAUUUGCUAGCAUUUGAGGCCUGAUUUUCGUUUUAAAACUCGAGGUGCGAUAUCUUCGCCRACUGCUGGCGGCAACAAUUUAUGGACUGUUUUUGUGCUUAAAAUGCUUCUCGAAUUUAAUUUAUCUUCGAAUUUAAUGAUUCCAGAYGAAUUGACUGAUAUAUCGAGACUUCCUGAACUUACAUUUGGAGAUGUGGAGGAAUAUGCGCGAAAGGAGUCCGGCUGUUCAAGCACCACGAAGGCCUACAAAUUUUGUGCCGAACCAGGCUAUUUGCAUAACAUUAAAGUGCGCUAUUCGCAAGAGAAAGCUAAACUGAAUUCAAGAUGUUAUCGAUCGAUGAAGAAAAGCAAGCCUCCACACACUCUUGAAGCUGACAUAGAUUUGGCAUCCAAGUCAAUAAAGGGCCGUUGUUCGUGUAGCUGGUGUUGGGGGGUUCUGUCACCAUGUUGUUGGAUUACUGUUUUACAUGGCACAUUGUAAGACACUUGGGUACAAGGCCAUACCAGAUGAGUUGACCUGCACCAGCAUUCCCCAAAGGUGGAGUGUGCCAAGAGAAAGAAAAAUUGCCAACAAGCCUGUACAAGAUCUUAUGGUCAAAAAGCCCAGGCAAGGUGCAGACYAUUCGAAGUUCAUAAAGAGCACCCUUUAUUCGCCAGCAGAAGCUUACCCUAUAAUGCCAAAUGAACAACUAAGUGGACUUGAGCCACAGCCACUGAUGGCAACAAUAGCCUAUGAUAACAAUA